This is a messenger RNA of Eruca vesicaria subsp. sativa (arugula), 387 nucleotides long. The record is from the annotation of a GenBank genome assembly. NCBI's taxonomy places the organism in Eukaryota, Viridiplantae, Streptophyta, Magnoliopsida, Brassicales, Brassicaceae.
AUGAUCAUUGGUGUUUUAUAUCCUAUUGAUACUCUCCAACCCAUCAAUCCUGCUCUGAUUAUUACAAAACACCUCACAAAAACUGAUUUGGUAGACCAUGUGACCUUACCGAAACAAGAAAUUGAGUCAGUUCUCGGGGUGAUGGAUGGUGUUACAAUUGAAGGUCUAAAAACGGGCUUGGAAGUGAAUGUUUAUGAUGCGUCUGAAGAAGACGAUUACCCAGUUACCAUAAAGUUUUUUAGCGAGAAAUAUGUUUUUGGAAAAGGUUGGAGUGACAUGAAGCAUUCAAUGGAUCUCGAAGAAGGCCAGGAAUUGAAGCUCUUCUGGCAUUGUGGUUACAAGAGAUUCAUUGUUCUCAAUUUUCAAUACACUCUUCAAAUGAUUUAA